GUUUAUUUAGCAAUCUCUUUAUCCUACGGGUUUCCUAUCUGAAACCGUGUGAUGCUUAUCUCCUCAAUCCUCCCGGCUCCGUAAAGCAUUCCUACGCCCCUCCGUCAAUGUCAUCUGAUUAGUAGAUGGAAGUCAGUGUCUGCCGGCUCAGAAUAUCUGUUCUUUGCUGCGUUCGAGUGUUUUUUGGGUCCAGAUAAUUCGCUUCCUAAAAAGCGGCCAUCUUUUCUCGCUUUUGGAAACCCAUAUCUCGGCAUUUCUAGGGUUCAGGGCCCUGUCGCUGCGACCCGUUUCUAGGACUCGUAUUAGCGGAAAAACGUUUCUAUUUUUGGUUCGAUCGCUUCUCUUUUCGUAGUUGAUUUUGUUGGGUUUGAGAUCUUAAGAAAGCUCUAUCGUUUGCUGACAUAAACAUAAUCUAUAGAUGUUUUGUGUUUGACUUUGUGUUUCCUUCACGUCCACCAGAUGUUUAGGCGAUUGUCCAAAAAGUAAGGACAUUUCGUUGAUCCUGAAGAGUUACGGAUCUUUGAUCGUUGGGGUUCCAUCUGUGACCUCGUCUCUAAGUUUGUUUCUGGAUUCCGUACUGGUUUCUCUAAGAAAGGUGGUACCUUUGUGAUUGUUGAGUUCUGUGGAUCCAUCCAUAGUCAUGGACAAGGAUAAGUCGCCAGCACCUGGCGGAGGCGGAGGUGGAGGUAGUGGUCGUGGUUUGCCGCCCCAUUUGCCACGAUACUCCCCCUUUGGUUCCCCUUCGAGCAGUUUCAGCUUUAUGGGUGAUCUCUCAGCCUCUUCUUCUUCUCAGCCAUCUUCGAAUUCUGGUCAUUUUGCUUACGAGACACCAUCUGAUGCUCGGCGGUUCAGCUAUGAUGUCAGCCGGAUGCCUGAUUUCCCACAAAGGAAUGCUGGUCACCGUAGAGCACACUCAGAAAUACUCGGCCUCCCAGAUGAUAUCUGCUUUGAUAGUGACCUUGGUGUGGUGGGGUCGCAUGGUGGACCAUCGCUGUCUGAUGAGGCUGAGGAGGACCUCGUUUCCAUGUACAUCGAUGUGGAAAAGUUCAGCUCUGGUGCUACCUCUGCUGCUCUGUCGAUUGGUGAGGUUUCACAGUCUGCUUUGCCUCCCGUUCAGGCUCCUCUUCAGGGUGAGAAUGUGGCAUCGAGUUCGAGUGAGAAGCCAAGGAUAAGGCAUCAGCAUAGCCAAUCUUUGGAUGGAUCUACUGCAAUCAAGUCAGAGUUCCUGCUGUCUGGUGGGGAAGGACCAUUAUCUGCAGAGGCGAAGAAAGCUAUGUCAGCUGCAAAACUUGCAGAACUGGCUCUUGUUGAUCCAAAGCGCACAAAGAGGAUCUUGGCCAACAGACAGUCAGCUGCAAGAUCAAAAGAAAGGAAGAUGCGAUACAUUGCUGAGCUUGAGCGGAAAGUGCAGACUCUACAAACUGAAGCAACAACAUUGUCGGCUCAACUGACAAUGCUACAGAGAGACACCAAUGGCCUAACGGCUGAAAAUAACGAGUUAAAACUGCGAUUGCAGACCAUGGAACAGCAGGUUCACUUACAGGAUGCACUGAAUGAGGCUCUAAGAGAAGAGGUUCAGCACCUGAAGCUGGCUACAGGCCAGAUGCUACCAAAUGGUGGACAGUCAACAAACACCAUUCCACCUUCCCUUGGGGCAAAUCAUCAAUUUUACCAUCAGAAUCAAGCGAUGCACUCUCUCCUGGCAGCCCACCAAUUUCAGCAACUCCAGAUCCAUUCUCAGCAUCCACAACAGCUGCAGCCAUCACAUCAGAUUCAGCCGCCGUCAUCGCUGCAGCAUUUACACACCCUGCAGCCACAGCAGCAACCACCCGCAGACCUAAGAAUGAAGGGAUCAUCGACUUCUCAGAACCAACGUGGGGAGGCCACAUCGGACAACAACAGUGCUCAAGAGUAAAAUGGUUUGUGCUCCAUAGCUAUCUAAAUCCUAUCCAUGAAGUAUCGCCUGCUUGUUUCUCGUUGGUUAUAGUAUCUGAACCAUCCAAAGCAACUCAGAUUUGCUGACGAUGAAUGUGAUUAUCUAUUUGUAGUCGGUCCUCUUGGUUAGUAUGUAAGCUAUCAUGGUUGGUAACUUGCAGAAUUCUUGCUUGGCAUCUGAAUGAAAAUUAAUGCUCUUGCUGAGCUAUUUCCCA
Messenger RNA from Musa acuminata subsp. malaccensis (wild Malaysian banana), 2150 nucleotides. NCBI's taxonomy places the organism in Eukaryota, Viridiplantae, Streptophyta, Magnoliopsida, Zingiberales, Musaceae. The record is from RefSeq and is a predicted model, not a curated record.